CCUCAGACUUCACAGAUCAUAUCUGCUCUCGCGCCAGAGAGUGUGAGUCUUGAGCCCUCAUUGCAUUCCAAGUCUCUCGUUUGAACACUGCCAAGAGUAAACCGGGUUCGAUCGAGCAUUCGAUAUAAAUGUAGGCUAAGGCGGUGUUGUCAUGCGAUUUGUUGAAUGGGUCGCUCUUUCCUAGACUUUCGCGAGCAUGUUGUUGUUUGCCGUAUUGCUUCUUGCCUCGUGCACCUUUGCCCAGUCCAUCAUUUCCCCACCCCAAAACAGCAGCUCGAACACCUGUGUCAAACGCAGUGUGCUCGUCUACACCUCAGACUCCUCUACAUACUUCGUUACAGACAUUGGGACGACGUCUCUUUUAUCCAGCCCGACUUACUGCCCAAAUGUCUCGGUAUCCACGUUGACCUCAACAGUCUUUGGGUCUACCAUAGUCGAAUCGGCUCCUACAGUCACCAUAUAUCAGCCGCCGUCCACUGUCUCUGGCUCGGAUCGGACCAUAGUCGCGACACAAUCAGCUUCAACCAUAACUAUCUACCAGCAAGCAACAUCUGCUCAGCCAUCCGAUGGAUCUCAACCGACCGGCAACGCCAUGGUAUCGGACAACAGCUUCGAGAAUGGUACAUCCAGUCCCUUCAAUACUUCUGCUUCGGUCCCAUCCAUAUGGGCAGAGGUUGUGCAGAGUGGCCCCUAUCAGCCUCGAAGUGGAGAUAGCUAUCUGUGUGUUCAGCUGCUUGUGCCCCAGUUCUAGAUUCCAGCUAACAUAGAUUCCAGUCUCAUCACGUUCAACGACACUGCUUUGCCGCAGAGACUCCGUCGCCAAUCCACUGGCCCAUCCGGUCUUCUUCACUACAAUGUGACGCAGCUUUUCACUGCAUCGGCAGGUACUGCAUACAGGUUGAGCGCCUGGGCUGCUGAGGUUCCAAACGGCAAUGGUGAUCCGCAAUGCUCUAUCGUCAUUUGCGGAGAUGGAGAUUGCAGCUCGUCUUUCGAUCUGACAUCAAGCUAUAGCGAGUACUCGUUC
This is a messenger RNA of Aureobasidium pullulans EXF-150, 1024 nucleotides long. RefSeq lists its product as uncharacterized. NCBI's taxonomy places the organism in Eukaryota, Fungi, Ascomycota, Dothideomycetes, Dothideales, Saccotheciaceae. The record is from RefSeq and is a predicted model, not a curated record. The transcript has a single exon. Bases 197 to 751 code for a protein of 184 amino acids.